UUUCCUCAGCACCACUCGUCUCACUCAACAAACCACGUCUCUCCGGGCGCUCCUCCAGUGUGUGUGAUUGAUAGAUAUAGUGCGUGCGUGCCCCAUGCUCGUCCAGCUCCGGCUGCUCGGUUGAUGAGGCCGGCGAUGGCCAGCAACGGCGGCAUGGCGUCCCCCUUCUUCCCCGCCAACUUCCUCCUCCAGAUGCAGCAGCCUCUGCCGCACCACCACCACCAGCAUCUCCAGGAGCUACAGCUCCACCACCACGACCACGACCACGGCCACGGCCACCACCUCCUGCCGCCGCCGCCGCCGCCGCUGAGCCCUUUCCUGCCGGAGCUGGGUGGCGGCGGCGGCAUGGACCCCGCGGCGCCGCCGGGGGCGGCAAUGUAUGAGGCGAGCGGGGACGCGGCGUCGGAGGACGAGGAGGAUGGGUGUGGGGGAGGCGGAGGCGGCGGCGGCGGCGGGGAGAAGAAGCGGCGGCUGAGCGUGGAGCAGGUGCGGACGCUGGAGCGGAGCUUCGAGUCCGGCAACAAGCUGGAGCCGGAGAGGAAGGCGCAGCUGGCGCGGGCGCUGGGGCUGCAGCCGCGCCAGGUCGCCAUCUGGUUCCAGAACCGCCGCGCCAGGUGGAAGACGAAGCAGCUCGAGAAGGACUUCGACGCCCUCCGCCGCCAGCUCGACGCCGCCCGCUCCGAGAACGACGCCCUCCUCGCCCUCAACUCCAAGCUCCACGCCGAGAUCGUGGCGCUGAAGGGCGGAGCGGCGGCCGGAGGAGGAGGAGGAGGGAGCAGCUGCAGGCAGGAGGCGGCGUCGGAGCUGAUCAACCUCAACGUCAAGGAGACGGAGGCGUCGUGCAGCAACCGCAGCGAGAACAGCUCCGAGAUCAACCUCGACAUCUCCAGGCCGGCGGCGGCGCCGCCGCCGCCGCCGCCGGCGGCGCCCAGCGAGAGCCCCGUCAACCACCACCGCGGCGGCGGCGGCAUCCCAUUCUACGCCUCCGUCGGUCGCGGCGGCGGCGUCGACAUCGACCAGCUCCUCCUCCGCGGCGGCCACUCGCCGUCCCCAGCGGCCGUGCCGCCGCCCAAGAUGGAGCUCGGGACAGGCAACAGCGGCGGCGACAGCACCGCCGCCGCCGCCGCCACCUUCGGCGGCCUACUCUGCGGCGCCGUCGACGAGCAGCCGCCGUUCUGGCCAUGGGCCGACGGCCACCACCACUUCCACUGAUCGCGCCCACCACGCCGCCGCCGCCGCGCUCACCAUGAUCGAUCGAUCGAUCAGUGUGACCAUGUGUCCAUUUCUUGGCAAAAUUGAGGAAGGAGGAGGAGAUCGCUUACUACACCACCACGAUGAGUGAUCUUGAACAAAAUUAAGCACAUCAAUUGAUUACUUGUGUUGGAUGAGGUAAUUAAUUAAUUAAGAACAUUAUGUGAAUGUGAGAUGAUCCAACAUAACUUGAGUUAAGAAAGCCAUGGGUGAUAUUGGGAAUGUUGGAUCAAUGUUGAUUAUUUUUGGAGUCCAACUAGUAAGUUUUUUUUCUUGUUCUUUUGAUUUCUUUUUUUAAAUCAUUUUUACCUCCAUUACUUUUUUUGUCAUGUUUCAUAUAAUAGGUGAUUAAAUUUGUGAGGCAGUGUGGUUAAUUACAUUUCUGUAUAGGAGAUCAUGGCAGUAUCAAGUUUGGUAUACUUAUAAGUUAAUUUUGUCCCCCUUCAUAUUCUAAGAUGUGUGGAUGAUCUUCCUCAUUACUGCAAUUGAAAUGGAUCAUCAAUCAAU
Messenger RNA from Oryza brachyantha (malo sina), 1758 nucleotides. RefSeq names its product homeobox-leucine zipper protein HOX23. NCBI's taxonomy places the organism in Eukaryota, Viridiplantae, Streptophyta, Magnoliopsida, Poales, Poaceae. The coding region runs from base 124 to 1212 and encodes 362 amino acids. The record is from RefSeq and is a predicted model, not a curated record. Gene Ontology annotation, cellular component: nucleus. Gene Ontology annotation, biological process: positive regulation of DNA-templated transcription. The transcript is spliced from 2 exons. Gene Ontology annotation, molecular function: sequence-specific DNA binding; DNA-binding transcription factor activity, RNA polymerase II-specific.